Tupaia belangeri chinensis (Chinese tree shrew) is the source of this 881-nucleotide messenger RNA. It is a transcript of the gene PXMP4, whose product is annotated as peroxisomal membrane protein 4. The record is from RefSeq and is a predicted model, not a curated record. The transcript has 4 exons. Gene Ontology annotation, cellular component: peroxisomal membrane. The coding region runs from base 63 to 701 and encodes 212 amino acids. Lineage: Eukaryota; Metazoa; Chordata; Mammalia; Scandentia; Tupaiidae.
AGCCGGAACCCGGGCUGUCAGUGCGUGUCCUGUUCGUCUCUACCUCGCUCGCCACCGUCGUUAUGGCCGCCCCACCGCAGCUGCAGACUCUGCUCCUGGCGGUCAACGCACUGCUGCGCAAGCGCCGCUACCACGCCGCGCUGGCCGUGCUUAAGGGCUUCCGGAACGGGGCCGUCUAUGGAGUCAAAAUCCGGGCCCCCCAUGCGCUGGUCAUGACCUUUCUCUUCCGGAGCGGCAGCCUCCAGGAGAAGCUGCGUGCUAUCCUGCAGGCCACGUACACUCACUCGCGGAACCUGGCCUACUUUGUGUUCACCUACAAGGGCCUCUAUGCCCUGCAGUCCCAUGUGCAGGGCAAGACCAACCAGGUGCACCCAUUCCUGGCUGCCUUCAUCGGGGGCUUCCUGAUCUUUGGAGAAAACAAUAACAUCAACAGCCAGAUCAGCAUGUACCUGCUGUCACGUGUCCUCUUUGCCUUGUGCCGUCUGGGCAUAGAGAAGGGUUACAUCCCUGAACCCAAGCGAGAUUCAUUCCGGGUAUUCACCGGGGUGUUGUGGGGGCUGGUGCUGUGGCUCUUUGAGUAUCACCGAUCCACGCUGCAGCCCUCGCUGCAGUCUUCCAUGACGUAUCUCUAUGAGGACAGCAACGUGUGGCACGACAUCUCAGACUUCCUAAUCUACAACAAAAGUCACCCUUCCAAGUAACACAGCCCAAGGUGCCUAUGGCAGCUUCUCCACUCCAGUAGGCUCCAGGCAGUGGCCCAAGGUUGUGCUCCAUCAGCAGACCCUCCCAGAAGAUCCUGCCUUCUCCAGAUCAUGGCAUCAGACUCCAACUGGUGUUGUCCCAGGGUUCCAUUUUCCAAAGUAAAAGCUCUGAUUUGCAAA